This is a messenger RNA of Meloidogyne enterolobii, 420 nucleotides long. The record is from the annotation of a GenBank genome assembly. Lineage: Eukaryota; Metazoa; Nematoda; Chromadorea; Rhabditida; Meloidogynidae.
UCCUCAGCCGAAUGACGAACAAAAAGCAAUUAUUGAGGAAAUAAAAGCUGGAAUGCAGAGUGCACGUUAUGUGAUAGAUGGGGAAUCGCGUGAAUUUGCACCAAAUAUUCCGAGAUUCUUUUUCAUUACUGGUGAAGGUGGAUCUGGAAAGACAUUUACUUACAAUGUUAGUUGAUAAUAAUGAAUAUAUCAUUUAUUAAGUUUAGAAACUCAUCGAAUUAUUGUUUGCAAGUGGCUUCCGUGUGUUACCAAUGGCAAGCACCGGAAUUGCGGCAGAGUUGUUGCAUACUGGUGCGACAGUGCAUAAACGAUUGUGUCGGCAGCGGAAUGUGGAUGCUUCAACGUAUCCUAAUGUUGAGUAUCAAAGCAUGUAUGCUGAGGUUUUGCGAAAUAUUCACGGAUUCAUUAUUGACGAAGUGA